Molecule: messenger RNA, 474 nt
Organism: Acyrthosiphon pisum (pea aphid)
Lineage: Eukaryota; Metazoa; Arthropoda; Insecta; Hemiptera; Aphididae
Product: dynein light chain roadblock-type 2-like
Exons: 3
Coding region: 83-418 (111 amino acids)
Biological process (GO): microtubule-based movement
Cellular component (GO): cytoplasmic dynein complex
Source: RefSeq, a predicted model, not a curated record
UUACGUUUUCCAUAAUUAUUAAAUUGCAUAUCGACACUUUUUAAAGUUCAAACAAUAAUAAUUAUAGUAUUUAAAGUAUAAAAUGGAUAUUGUUCAACACGAAUUCGAAGAAACUUUGAAACGCAUCCAAUCUCAAAAAGAUGUUUUCGGUGUUAUUGUGGUAAAGAAUAAUGGUGAUAUCAUAACAUCAACAUUAGACAAUAGAUCAUCUGUUAGCCACGCUGAAAGGAUAAUGAAGUUGGCUGACAACGCGAAGAGUUGUGUUAGAAAUUUGGAUCCGUCAAACGAGCUAAUUGUUUUACGAAUGGGUACUAAAAAACGAGAGGUACUGGUGAAACCUGGUAAAGAUUUCAUAAUGAUCGUUCUUCGGAAACAAAAUUUUAAAUCUCUUAUGCGAAGUAUAAUAGCAAACUCUUAAUAAUGCAUUUUUAAAUUGAUUGUAAUAAAACAAAAACGUUAUUAUGUAAUUAUAAA